Molecule: messenger RNA, 1971 nt
Organism: Ficedula albicollis (Collared flycatcher)
Lineage: Eukaryota; Metazoa; Chordata; Aves; Passeriformes; Muscicapidae
Product: fatty acyl-CoA hydrolase precursor, medium chain-like
Exons: 14
Coding region: 34-1749 (571 amino acids)
Source: RefSeq, a predicted model, not a curated record
GCCCCGGCGUGCGGGGCCGGCGCCAGAGGCACCAUGGCAUCGGCGAGGGACGCCGUGCUGCUGGCCGGGAUCCUCUUCGUCGGGGCCACGGCGCUGGUGGCGGCAGAACAACCAGAAGCAGAGACCAAAUAUGGGCGAGUCCGAGGGUACCAGUUCAAAGUGGACGCUGCUGAGAGGACUGUAAAUGUCUUUUUGGGACUUCCUUUUGCUAAGCCUCCAGUUGGAUCACUGAGGUUUUCUGAACCCCAGCCACCUGAGCCAUGGCAAGGUGUCAGAGAUGCCACUUCCUACCCACCAAUGUGUCUACAGGACAAAGCACAAGGACAGAGGUUUUCAGACAUGAUUACCAACAGAAAAGACAGAGUUCUUCUCGAAGUAUCUGAGGAUUGCCUGUACCUAAAUGUGUACACACCCGUUCCUACAGGAAAACAGGAGAAGCUGCCUGUCUUAGUAUGGAUUCAUGGAGGUGGAUUGGUUUUUGGAGCAGCUUCAUCAUAUGAUGGCUCAGCAUUAGCAGCCUUUGACAACGUGGUGGUUGUAGCAAUUCAGUACAGAUUAAGUAUUGCUGGAUAUUUUAGCACUGGUGAUGAGCAUGCCCGAGGUAACUGGGGAUAUUUAGACCAAGUAGCAGCUCUUCAGUGGAUUCAGGAAAAUAUCAUACAUUUUGGAGGAGAUCCAGGAUCUGUCACUAUCUUUGGAGAAUCUGCAGGAGGAAUCAGUGUUAGCGCUCUUGUCUUAUCUCCCCUGGCCAAGGGCUUGUUCCACAAGGCCAUUUCAGAGAGUGGUACUGUAGCCCUGGGCUUGUUCACUGACAAUCCUAAGGAGGAUGCAAAAAAAAUUGCUGCUGUCUCUGGCUGUGAAAAAUCCAGUUCAGCUGCAAUGGUUGAGUGCUUGAGAGGAAAAACAGAAGAAGAGCUACUACAGGUAACACUGAAAAUGGACUCAACAACACUGCAGCUCUGCAGCAAUGCCUCGCCUGGAGAGUGCAAACAGAAUUUCUUUUUUGUCAGUGCAUGUGUAGACGGUGCAUUUUUUCCCAAGAGUCCCAGGGAAUUACUAUCUGAAAAAUCAAUCACUGCGGUCCCAUACAUAAUAGGAGUAAAUAACUGUGAAUUUGGAUGGGGACUUCCUAUGAUUAUGAAAUACCCUCCCUUCGUGGAUGGUCUGGAUAAAGAUGUUGCACGUCAAAUUUUAGAGGCCAACUUAGCACUAAUAAUUCAGGGCCCUGUGUCUGAAAUUGCUGACAGAGUGUACAAGGAGUACAUAGAGGAUGCAGAGAGCCCUGCUCAGGUCCGAGAUGGCCUCCUGGAUGCAAUGGGAGAUCUCUACUUUGUCAUCUCAUCUGUGGAAGUGGCCAGAUACCACAGAGAUGCUGGCAACCCAGUCUACUUUUAUGAAUUCCAACAUCGAGCAAGUUCAUUGGACGGUUUGGUACCAGAGUUUGUAAAAGCAGAUCAUGGAGCUGAGAUUGCCUUUGUCUUUGGAAAGCCAUUCCUAGCUGGAGGUGCUACAAAAGAAGAAGAUAAACUUAGCAGAACUAUUAUGAGAUACUGGACCAACUUUGCUAAAAAUGGAAAUCCCAACGGAGAGGGUUUGGUCCAUUGGCCUCAGUAUGGCCUGGAGGAAAAAUACCUGGGAAUAGACCUGGAGCAGAAGGUAGCAGAGAAACUGAAAGAACACAGAGUGGAGUUUUGGGCACAACUCAAGAAACAAAUUCAGAACGGAAGGAUAAACCACACAGAUUUAUAAGAGCUGAGGAGGGUACAGUUCGCUUUUAAAACCCAAAGGAAAGUCAAACAAACAGGAUGCAGAGUAAUAAUCACCUUCUAACUCACUGUUGUGUAAUCUGCUGUCCUAAUCACAGUGAAAGGAGAGAAACAAGGGGUACUCAGAAUAUUUGUCAGACUAAAAAUCACUAUUUAAUGAGGAAAGCAGAAAAAAAACCCCACAAUCUUUCCAGGUUCAAACAGA